AUGAUGUUGACCGUAGAUAUAAAUGGGAACAAAAGAGAUAUUGUUGUUGCAGUCCAGCAAAGUGGCAUUGCUUGGGCUUUGGAUCGAAAUAAUGGUGACGUCGUUUGGUAUACGGAAGCUGGGCCAUAUGGGUCGGCAGGAGGUGGAUCAUGGGGUGCAGCAACUGAUGAAAAGAGGGUUUACACGAACAUUGUGAAUUCUGAUGCCCAAAAUUUCACGCUCAAACCCUCAAACAAGAUUACAACUGCGGGUGGGUGGGUGGCAAUGGAUGCUAACAAUGGUAGAGUUCUGUGGUCAACAGCAAACCCUGCUAACAGCACUGCUGAUGGUCCUGUUAGUGUUGCAAAUGGUGUUCUCUUUGCUGGAUCAGCUGAUAAAAUGGGAUACAUAUAUGCAAUGGAUGCAAAGAGUGGGAAAAUUUUAUGGUCCUAUAAAACUGGAGCCAGUGUCUAUGGAGGCAUGUCAAUCAACAAAGGGUGCAUCUAUGUGGGCCAUGGAUUCAAUGCUGGUUAUGGGUUUAACAAGAAAUUAACACAAGGAAACUCUCUCUUUGCCUUCUGUGUUAAGGAUUAA
This is a messenger RNA of Vigna unguiculata (cowpea), 573 nucleotides long. The record is from RefSeq and is a predicted model, not a curated record. Lineage: Eukaryota; Viridiplantae; Streptophyta; Magnoliopsida; Fabales; Fabaceae.